CCACUCAGCCCACUUCCACAGCAGCCACGGCGCGUCACACCGCCUGCUGACCGACACCAGCUCACACACAAUGCGGACCUGCCCGGAGCUCAGGAUUUUACUAAAGCUGACAGGGACAGCUAACCUGGAGGAUAACGACACCCACUGACAUUUUACUGCUUUUUAUUCACUUUUUGGAUUUUUUUUAUUAUUUUUUGGUUUUGUGUGCGUGGAGUGGAGUGGAGUGGAGGAGCGCCGCGGUAAAGGAUUUGAAGUCGGGGCGCCGUGCCAUGAGCGUUGACCUCUGAGUGGGAGCCCUUUGUGUUUGUUUCCUUUUGUGAGCUGGAACCAGAGGCCAUGAUGAGGAGCAGCUCUCACAUCCUGCCUCUUGGUGUUCUCACUGCUCUGCUGCUGUCUCAGGUCUGCUCAGGCAUUAAAUGGCUAGCGCUGUCCCACACGCCGGCGUCCUUACCCGUCAACCAGACGCAGCACUGCAAGCUCCUCCCGGGCCUGGUGUCCUCCCAGGCACAGCUUUGCCGCAACAACCUGGAGCUCAUGCAGACCAUCAUCCAAGCCGCCCGCGAGGUCAAGAAAACGUGCCAGAAGACCUUCGCCGACAUGCGAUGGAACUGCUCGUCCAUCGACAUCCCCAGCAACGCCACAAAGUACCGGCCGGACCUGGAGAGAGGAACACGGGAGGCGGCGUUCGUGUACGCUCUGUCGGCGGCGACCAUCAGCCACACCAUCGCCCAAGCCUGCACCUCGGGGGAUCUACGACUGUGCUCAUGCGGCCCCAUCCCUGCAGAAAUCCCAGAGCCCGGCUACCGCUGGGGCGGCUGUGCUGACAACCUCAACUACGGCUUAUUCAUGGGCUCCAAGUUCUCAGACGCUCCCAUGAAGGUGAAGCGCUCUGGAUCCAGCGCCAACAAACUGAUGCAGCUGCACAACAGCGAAGUCGGGAGACAGGUGCUGAAAGGGGCGCUGGUGAUGAAGUGUAAAUGCCACGGGGUUUCCGGAUCCUGCUCCAUACGGACCUGCUGGAAGGGCCUCCAAGACCUCAGGGAGAUCGCCAUGGACCUGAAGUCCAAGUACCUUUCUGCUACCAAGGUGGUCAACCGGGUCAUGGGAACACGCAAGAUUCUGGUUCCCAAAGACAUUGACAUCAGGCCGCUGAGGGAGAAUGAGAUGAUCUAUUUGCACAGCUCCCCAGACUUCUGCACCAAGAAUGAAAGGCUGGGAUCAGUUGGCACACAGGACAGGCAGUGCAACAAAACAUCUGUCGGCAGCGACAGCUGCGACCUGAUGUGCUGCGGCCGUGGCUACAACCCCUACACAGAGAAGCUGGUCGAACGCUGCCACUGCAAGUACCACUGGUGCUGCUAUGUAACCUGCAAAAAGUGUGAGCGGAUCGUAGAGCGAUACGUCUGCAAAUGAUUCACCGGCAGCCGCUGGGCUUCGUACCAAGCCCCUCAGAGGCUACAGAUUAACCAAAGCACUACAGUACCGAGAAGGUUUUCUUCUGUCGUCAGCAUUAGCACGCAUAUCUCAACAAUUGGCAUGUUCUUGUGCAGUAUCCCUAUCAUAAUACGUCUCCAAACAUCCAGCUGGGCUUCGAGGUUUCUUCCUGCACAAGCAUUGGUUGGAAAUUGUGGCAACGGGACAAACCAGUUCAUGUGACGACCACCAUCUUUCUGGGUAUUACCUUCUUCUAUGUUAAUGAAUAUAAGCCCCUACUCCCAACAGGGAUACAACAACCAGUUUAAACAUAUCUCUUCUAAAAAAGAAACAAUAUAGAUUUUUAUGCUGGAGGGUUAAUGUUUGGCAUCCUUCUCUGGAUAUUGAAGGGGCUCUCAUGGAUCCUCAUCGUUUUCGGUACGAUUGAAACUUUUUUUCCUCUGGAGCAGUGGAGCACAGAGGUUGGGGAAAACGCAAAGGGAAAUCCUCAUGUGCUUUUGAAUCACAGAGCAUUUCUGUGGCUGAUGCCUGGGACUCAUCACGUGCCCUUCUUGGACCACGACAAGCCUGAUUCCCUAUGGAAUGAGAGGAGAAAUCAAGAACUUUGUAAAACGAUGUAUUAUCUCAGUUUUGUCUGACAAGCAGGCAGAUCAAAAAUAUAUUCUAUUUUUCAGAGCAUAUGAGCUUAACUCAUGGAUUUUGUAAACCACUUUUGUGUGGGUGUAUAUACUGUAUUUUGUAUACUGAAAUAAAGAAAUAAGUAUUUAUAAAAUAUUCCAAA
Cyprinodon variegatus (sheepshead minnow) is the source of this 2215-nucleotide messenger RNA. RefSeq names its product wingless-type MMTV integration site family member 11 (gene wnt11). Bases 337 to 1413 code for a protein of 358 amino acids. The record is from RefSeq and is a predicted model, not a curated record. Gene Ontology annotation, cellular component: extracellular region. Gene Ontology annotation, biological process: cell fate commitment; multicellular organism development; canonical Wnt signaling pathway. Gene Ontology annotation, molecular function: cytokine activity; frizzled binding. Lineage: Eukaryota; Metazoa; Chordata; Actinopteri; Cyprinodontiformes; Cyprinodontidae. The transcript has 6 exons.